GACUAGACAGCUAUGCAACGGCAUAUAAAUUUGACCAAAACCCGCCUCUGUUCGACAGUUUUAGGGAUUUUCUCGUCAAGUAGGAGACAAGACAGAACCACAACGAUGUUAGCUUUGAUAAUUUUUGUUUUGAUCCAGGGCGCGUUUGGUCAGAUUCCCGGGAAACAAUGUGGUGGUGUCGUCUGUCUGGAUAAUAAUGACGUCACGUGUAUUUCCGAUACGAACACGUGUAAAUGUAAAGACGGAAUGGUUGGAAAUGGACGAUUUGGAUGCGUCGAUGCUGCUAAGAGUUGCGUUUGUUAUCUCUAUGGUGAUCCAUACGUCACAGCUUUCUCCCAGAGUGUGAUGUCAGCACCGUUGCCUUGCCACCACGUUCUGACAGAAUUUACAACACCAGACGGAAUCUACGUGAAGAUUACCGCCACAGCAUCGUCAAGAAAUGAUCGACCUUAUCCCAGCUUUGUAUUUGAAGAUGGCUUAUCAUUUAUCGCUACAAAAGGCGAAACCAUGGCAACAGCCCUCUUCCGAAGAGAUGGAUUUUGGAAUAAAGGAUUAAAGGUAAAAUUGCCUGUCCGAGCUAAUUUUCCUGAUUUUGGAUUGUAUUGUUAUGCUGACCCAGCUCAUUAUUGGACUCUAGAAAUACCUGGAUUUGGUAUCGUCGUACGUUACAGGAGCGCCGAUUCAUCCCUUACUAUAGAAGCACCUAAAAACUCCCAAUAUGUCAGAAAUACUAUCUGCGGCGAUUGUGGUGACCCUCAAACGACCUACCGAACAAUGGCUCAAGCGGCUGGUAUGACGCUCAGUGAAUUUUCACUGGUUGGAACAGUGCAAAAUUUAGAUCCAGAAAACGAUGAAAACCCGCAAUGCAAGGACCUCGACCGUGUAUUCAAAGACUGUAGUCCGGACAAGAAAUCCGAAGCGUUGAAAUUUUGCGGAGCUCCUUUUAGUCACAAUGAUAUUGGAGAAUGUUUUGUCCAGGCCUAUGGACGAGGAGAGAUUCUAGGGAUGAUGAACGGUUGUAUUGAAGCUUUCUGUGGUGGUGUGACCGACAACUGGUGCAGUAAGACCAAUACAGCGAAAACACAAUGUACCGAAACAGUGGAUUUCUCAGUUAUACUUAAUAAAUGUUAAUUACAUGUAUAA
This is a messenger RNA of Patella vulgata (common limpet), 1143 nucleotides long. RefSeq lists its product as uncharacterized. The transcript is spliced from 6 exons. NCBI's taxonomy places the organism in Eukaryota, Metazoa, Mollusca, Gastropoda, Patellidae. The coding region runs from base 13 to 1131 and encodes 372 amino acids. The record is from RefSeq and is a predicted model, not a curated record.